Messenger RNA from Salvia miltiorrhiza (redroot sage), 540 nucleotides. Its product is annotated as DNA cross-link repair protein SNM1-like. The record is from RefSeq and is a predicted model, not a curated record. Gene Ontology annotation, molecular function: damaged DNA binding; 5'-3' DNA exonuclease activity. NCBI's taxonomy places the organism in Eukaryota, Viridiplantae, Streptophyta, Magnoliopsida, Lamiales, Lamiaceae. Bases 1 to 540 code for a protein of 179 amino acids. The transcript is spliced from 5 exons. Gene Ontology annotation, biological process: protection from non-homologous end joining at telomere; double-strand break repair via nonhomologous end joining; interstrand cross-link repair.
AUGAAGGAGGCCAUAAUCCAGUUUGUAAUUGAUGCCAUCCGAGCUGAAGCUUUCAACCCAAAGACCCUGUUUCUGAUUGGCGGCCAUACCAUUGGGAAAGAAAGGGUGUUUGUAGAGGUUGCUAGAGCACUCCACGAGAAAGCCUAUGUCACUGCUGCAAAACUACGCAUCUUGGAAUGUCUUGGUUUUGCACAGGAAGAUAUGCAAUGGUUUACCAAAAAUGCACAUGAGAGCCACAUUCGCAUCGUUCCCAUGUGGAGCAUCGCUAGUUUCAAGAGACUAGACCAUAUGUCUAAACAUUACAUGGGUCGAUUUAGUCUGAUGGUUGCAUUUUUCGCCUACUUGUUGGCCGUUUGGCAAAGGAAAGAAGUCGACUGGAAGAAGGUGGCAGAAGGGUGCGAGGUACCAUACAGCAAGCGCAGCAGCUUCACGGAGCUGAAGGAGUUUGUUAAAUUCGCAUCUCCUGCAAACAUCUUCCCAAGUGUGAAUAAUCACAGCCCGGAUUCGCAGAAUUCAAUGGUCUCCCAGCUCUUGUCUUAA